AUGGCCCCAAAGAACAGAUCCUCUGCUUCCACCAAUCCUCCACCGUCUGAUGCUUCUUCCAUCAAGCUCGAAUGUGGGCGCGCCAUCGCUUCCCUUCAGAGUGGAAACCACACCGAAGCGCUCAAACUCAUCAAAGACUCAAUUUCCCGCCACAGCGGCAGAAACAACAACGACAACCCGUACAACUCUGCCAUUCUCCACCACACACGCGCCGCCAUUCACUUCAAAACCGCUUCUCUUCUUGGCGAUUCUAACACAAAACAGGAGCACCUCAAAUACGCAGCUGACUCGGCCAGGGAAGCUUUAGCUUUCUCCCCGAAUUCAAUCUCCUUACCACUUUUAUACGCCCAAGUUCUCUACGUGUUAGUAGGACUCGGCGGAAAGAAUGGCUACCAAGAAGUAAUAAAAGAAUGCAAGCGCGCUUUGAUUAUAGAAGACCCAGUAGACCCUCUUAAAGAUAGCUUCUUCCCAGAAGAAGAGUUCAAAGGUUCGAGCCAAGAAUUGCGAGUAGAGAAUGUGAAACAAGAACUCAGGAAGUUGAUAGCGAAAUGCAAGAAUAUUGGAAGUGAGAAUUUAAACAUGGAAAUUAAGGACGUAAUGGAGAGAGUGAGGAAGGUAGAGGCUGAUAUUGUGGCGACGAGGUUCUUACAGCAGAGAAAUCUUUCGACAUUUGGGUUGCCUUCGCUUGAGAGAGUUAUGACUUAUUGGAAGAACGCUAUGAGUGUUGAAAUGAAGUGGGGAUUAUUGAAAGUGAGUAUCAAAGAGCUUACAGCACAUUUUAGUAAGAAUACGUUGGCAAAGGCAGUUUUGAAGGAAGCAGUAGACUUUGCUAAGGAGGAGAAAAAAUGGAUUUUCUGGGUGUGCUGUUGUUGCGGGGAGAGGUUUGGAGACUGUGAACUGACCAUGGAGCAUCUUAAGGGUAAGCAUAUGGAGAAUCUGUCACAGAGAUUGCAGGCUAAUAUACCAAAAGAAAUUGGUGAUGAGUGGAUUAAGGUGAUUGAAAAUGGUGUUUGGAAGCCCGUGGAUCUCCUUGCCUCGGUCAAGGUAAUGGAAAACGAGUCAAGAUUUGGUGACCCAAUUGAUAAAGAAGGUGACCCUGAAGUUUUUCUGAUCGAAAUUGAUGAAAAUCAGAAGUGGCCAUUGUGUGAGGAUAGUGAGCGCAGGGGGAUCCUUGAGAGAAUUCGUGGACUAUUGCAAUUGUUUCUGAGAAACAGAUGCUUUUCAGUGGGACACCUCCAGAAGUUGAUGAGAUAUGCCUUGGAAGAACUGAAAACUCACAUUCCAGAAUCCCAAAUUGAGAAUCAUGGACUGGACAAAACACUCCUCUGUAUAUGUUUUUUGGAUGCUCCCCGGCUUUGCACAGUCCAUGAAUUCGUAGAAACGCUGGCUUCUUCUUGUGGCUUGUAUUAUACUGCAGAGGAGAGUGUUUUAGAUUCUGAACAGGCAUUUUGCGUUAAAGAGAGGAUAGUUUUCAGCAGUAACUUCUCUUGUCUCCUUUUGGAUGAGAGAUUGUUGCGGGGAGAGCUAAUUCCCAGUACAUAUCAAGAUGCAAUUGCUGAUGAUGGAACUGCUGUAACUUCUACUGUUGAUGUUCGUCAAAAUGCUGAGCUGCCUGAUGGUGUUGCUUUUGUUACUUGGUUAUUGACGGGUUCUGCCAUUGGGGAGCGGUUGCAGGCAUGGGCAAGCCUGAGAGAAACCAGAAACAAUCAAGUAAUGGAGCUUUUCAAGAUUCUUAAAAUGGAAUUUAACCAUUUGCAAAAAAUGUGUUGGAAAAAACACGUUCGUAUGCUAUGCUGGAAAGUACUUAUGGAGUUGGAGAGCAUAUGUGAUGAAGAACAAAAGAAAAGGGAGCAAAGUUCAGAGCCCCAAAGUCAUGCAUCCCUCUUGUCGAAGCUGCAGAGGCAUGUUGAUGCCGUGGCAGAUAGCAUUGAGUUUACAAUCACUAAGUCGAAGUUGAAAAGCAUUUCGGGAAUCCUGAAAGAAGGACAAGCAGACAUAAUUUUCAUAAAACAAACAAUCUUUAACCUGAAACUGGGGUUGAGUAAAGAGUUUCACAUACUUGAUGGUUUGAUCCUGGUGAGAAAAGCUAUCAUGAGACAGACUGAGCUGAAACUUGGCGUUGCAUCUGCAUAUGACUACCGGCCUAUAAUUGUGCACAUGCUCAAGUCAUUUAUGCAGGCAACAAGUAGGAGUGAGGAGCACCUUCCCCUCCACCAUGAAAAUGCAGAACAUUAUUCAGAUCCAGAGAUUGGUAUUCCAAUAAGCACUGAUGAACUAAAACAACACACAGAGGAAGAGAAGAUGGAUGAAGCCAUUGCAAAGAAUGUAGCAGAGGGUAUGCCGCUUGUCUUCUCUAAGCAGUCUGAGAUUGUUGAUUGUUCGAACGAUCGACGCAGGAAGGAUAUGGGUACCAAACUAGUAAUGCAUUGUAGAGGGCUGAUGGUCUCAGCAGUCCAAUAUAAUAGAUAUGUGAUAAACGGCAAGUUCUUUCGAACUAUCGCACAUGAUGUGGGAAAGAGGUCUCAGAAUAGUGGCGUGUGCGUGCCGACUAUUGAUGGCGAAACGUACUACGGGAAAGUAACUCAAAUACUUGAGGUGGAGUAUUACGACAAGACAAAGUAUGUUUUGUUCAAGUGUGACUGGGCGAACACCACAAGGGACUGGGGGUACAAGGUGGACGAGUAUGGCAUAACACUUGUCAACUUCAAAAACCUUGUCCAUAAGGGAGAGCUGAUUAGUGAUGAGCCGUAUGUUGCUAUGAGUACUCGGGGGAAGUCAAGAGGACGGCAGGGAGCUUCUUCUGGGUCGAGAUCACACCAUGGCCAGUGA
This is a messenger RNA of Corylus avellana, 2829 nucleotides long. NCBI's taxonomy places the organism in Eukaryota, Viridiplantae, Streptophyta, Magnoliopsida, Fagales, Betulaceae. The record is from RefSeq and is a predicted model, not a curated record.